GGCGGUGGCGGCGCAUGCGCGGGGCGGCCCCAGCGGUCCCGGCCCGGUCCCGGUCCUGGUCCCGGUCCCGCUCGUAGUCCCGGGGCGGUGCGGAGCGAGCGGAGCGGCGGCCGCGGCGGCCGCGGCCCGAGCGCGCUGGGGCAUGGCCGUCAACGUGUACUCCACGUCGGUGACCAGCGAGAACCUGAGCCGCCACGACAUGCUGGCCUGGGUCAACGACUCCCUCCAGCUCAACUACACCAAGAUCGAGCAGCUCUGCUCCGGGGCUGCCUAUUGCCAGUUCAUGGACAUGCUGUUCCCCGGCUGCGUCCACCUGCGGAAGGUGAAGUUCCAGGCCAAGCUGGAGCACGAGUACAUCCACAACUUCAAGGUGCUGCAGGCUGCCUUCAAGAAGAUGGGGGUGGACAAGAUCAUUGCGGUGGAGAGGUUGGUGAAGGGUAAAUUCCAGGACAACUUCGAGUUCAUCCAGUGGUUCAAGAAGUUCUUCGAUGCCAACUACGACGGGAAGGAGUACAACCCGCUGCUGGCGCGGCAGGGCCAGGACGCCGCGCCCCCCCCAAACCCAGGUGAUCACAUCUUCAACAAACCCAAGAAACCCAUUGGCACUGCAGUUCCCCAGAGGACCUCCCCCACGGGCCCCAAGAACACGCCGAACCCCGCUCGCCUCAGCAACGUCCCCAGCAGCAUCCUCCGGAAAAACUCCCCCGCAGCGCGGAACGGGGGCACCGAGGCCGAUGCACAGAUCCUGGAGCUCAACCAGCAGCUGAUGGACCUGAAGCUGACGGUGGAUGGGCUGGAGAAGGAGCGGGAUUUCUACUUCAGCAAACUGCGGGACAUCGAGCUGAUCUGCCAGGAGCACGAGAACGAGAACAGCCCCAUCAUCACUGGCAUCAUCAGCGUCCUCUACGCCACAGAGGAGGGCUUCGCCCCACCAGAGGAUGACGAGCUGGAGGAGCAGCAGCCAGAGGACCAGGACGAGUACUAGCCCCGGCACGCUCCCUCGCCCCGCGCCGUUCCCCACCAUAGACAUUGGAGGUCCCAGCCCGUGGCCUCGCUCACCCCGCACCGUCACACGCCAUCCUGGUCCCCAGCAGCUCCGCUGGGAAGCCACUGGCUCCAUGAAUAAAUAAGAUGUCAUCAUCCAGCCAGGAGCAGGGCUGUACCGAGGCCAGGGGGGGCUGGGGGGUGGUGGGAAACGUGGCUCUGGCCCUGACCCACAUUCACCCCAUAUUUAUUUUCCAUUCUCCUCUCUCCCCCAGCAGCUGCCCCGGUGUGACACAUCCCUCACCCCACACCUCGCUGCCUGAGAGCCAGAGGGAAAGAGCAAGUCCUGGGGGUGGUUUGUUUUUUGGGGUUUUUUUUUUUGGGGGAAGCAUCCUGCCUGCGCUGCCUGCACCCUGCCGGCCCGGGGAGGGGGGCUGGGGCCUUGGGACCACCGCACAGGGUUGGCCGUGGCUUGGACCUGGGAGGGGAGGACGUUUUGUUUCAGGUUCCUGGAAAAAUGGAAAAGAAACCUCAGACAUGCAGCGUGGGGGGACCUGCCCACCCCAGGCCAGGAUGGGCGGUCCGGGGGGGUGGGGGAACCUGUCCCGUCUGCGGUGGGGGGGCGGUGCUGCCCCUCUCCCCGCUGCCGUGUCCCCUCCUCUCGCCCACCGAGGACCCCCGGGCCAGGCAGGCGCUGUGGGGAGGGGGUUGCCGUGAGGGUCCUGCAGCACCCCCCCCGGCCGCCGCCCACCCCCCCCGUUGCAUCGCUUGUCUGGUCCGUCACUGCGGUCGCGCAGCCUGCAUCUGUGUUCCGUUUUAUUUAAAAUAAACUCGUGUGGUAAA
Messenger RNA from Calypte anna (Anna's hummingbird), 1827 nucleotides. It is a transcript of the gene MAPRE3, whose product is annotated as microtubule associated protein RP/EB family member 3. Gene Ontology annotation, biological process: spindle assembly; protein localization to microtubule plus-end; regulation of microtubule polymerization or depolymerization. Bases 143 to 985 code for a protein of 280 amino acids. The transcript has 7 exons. The record is from RefSeq and is a predicted model, not a curated record. Gene Ontology annotation, molecular function: microtubule plus-end binding. NCBI's taxonomy places the organism in Eukaryota, Metazoa, Chordata, Aves, Apodiformes, Trochilidae. Gene Ontology annotation, cellular component: microtubule plus-end; microtubule organizing center; spindle midzone.